Mesocricetus auratus (golden hamster) is the source of this 4044-nucleotide messenger RNA. It is a transcript of the gene Ggt5, whose product is annotated as gamma-glutamyltransferase 5. Gene Ontology annotation, molecular function: leukotriene-C(4) hydrolase activity; glutathione gamma-glutamate hydrolase. Gene Ontology annotation, biological process: glutathione catabolic process; inflammatory response; leukotriene D4 biosynthetic process. Lineage: Eukaryota; Metazoa; Chordata; Mammalia; Rodentia; Cricetidae. Gene Ontology annotation, cellular component: plasma membrane. The transcript has 12 exons. The record is from RefSeq and is a predicted model, not a curated record. The coding region runs from base 623 to 2335 and encodes 570 amino acids.
GUGAGUCCUGUGCCGCAGUUCUCCUGGGUACGGCAAGCAUCACAUUGCCAAUGGCACUGGGAUGGGGAGCCCCUGGGUGCCCUUGGGCCAUCAGGAAAGGCCACGGGAUCGACUGGCAGUGAAAGAGUUAACGGCAGCAGCUGGGCCCUUCUCUUCGAGGAAAAAAAAAAACCUCCCUGUAGAUGCCUGGCCUGCCUCCAGGGCCAAGCUGUAGGAGCUAAAAACUGGGAAGUUCAGACCUGUGGCCAGAUCUGCUUCUGUAACAAGCACUGGAGGAGCCUGGCUGCCGUGUCUGCCCGUCUGUCUGUCUGUACGUCUGUCCUCUGUCUCUCCAUAAACCCAUCUGGCUGGCUGACCAGCUUCCUGUUGAUCCUCUGUAAACCCGCCUGCCCACCUAUCUGUAAGCCUAUCUAUUAUCUUUUCCAUCCAGCUGUCUGGCCUGUGUGAUAAUUUAUCUUUAUCUCCAGAUCCAUUGAUUUUUUUCCCCCAUCUAUCUGUUCGCCUGAGUUUACCCGUAUAGUUUCUUUUCCAUUCAUCUGCCAGCCGGUUUGCUUCUCUUGUCUGUCCACUGCCCUGUGUGCCUGCCUGCCUCCCCUGCCCUCUCUCCCUGGACCUCAGAGCCAUGGCCUGGAGUCACAGGACCACAGUGUGCCUGGUUCUGCUAGGUCUUGGUUUGGGUCUGGCCAUCAUCGUGUUGGCUGUGGCCCUUUCUCAUCGGCACGCCUCUUGCGGCCCCGGGGCCUUUGCGCAUGCUGCCGUAGCUGCUGACUCCAAGAUCUGCUCAGAUAUUGGACGAGCCAUCCUCCAGCAGCGGGGCUCGCCUACCGACGCCGCCAUCGCAGCCUUGAUCUGCACUGGUGUCGUUAACCCGCAGAGCAUGGGCCUGGGCGGAGGGGUCGUCUUUACCAUCUACAAUGCAACAACAGGGAAGGUGGAAGUCAUCAACGCUCGGGAGACAGUGCCCGCCAGCCAUGUCCAGGGCCUGCUAGACCAGUGUAAAAAGGCCCAGUCACUAGGCACAGGGGCCCAGUGGAUUGGGGUCCCUGGGGAGCUCCGUGGCUAUGCUGAGGCCCACCGCCGACACGGCCGCCUGCCUUGGGCACAGCUUUUCCAGCCCACCGUCACUCUGCUCCGGGAGGGUUUCCGUGUGCCCUCUGUCCUCAGCCAGUUCCUCAACAGCAGCUUCCUGCGGCCCUCAUUGUACUCAUCAACUCUGAGACAGCUCUUCUUCAAUGGGACAGAAACCUUGAGAUCUCAGGACCCAUUUCCAUGGCCCGCACUGGCCAACACCCUGGAGACUGUGGCCACGGAGGGUCCGGAGGCCUUAUACACAGGGAGACUGGGCCAGAUGCUGGUGGAGGACAUUGCCAAGGAAGGAAGCCGGCUGACAGUUCAAGACUUGGCUGCCUUCCAGCCUGAAGUGGUGGCUCCCCUGGAGAUGUCCCUAGGAAACUACACUCUGUACUCACCACCACCACCUGCAGGGGGUGCUAUUCUUAGCUUCGUUCUCAAUGUGCUGAAAGGGUUCAACUUUUCUGCAGAGACAGUGACCCGGCCUGAAGGGAAAGUGGACAUGUACCAUCACCUUGUAGAGACACUCAAGUUCGCAGUAGGGCAGAGGUGGCGGCUAAGGGACCCUUCCAGUCACCCAGGGACACUGGACACCUCCCAGGACCUCCUGGGGGAGGCCCUAGCCGAACACAUCCGCCAGCAGAUCGAUGGCCGCGGUGACCACCAACUCAGCCACUACAACCUGACUGGGGUCAGGGGCAUCAGGAUGGGCACCUCUCAUGUGUCUGUGUUGGGAGAGGACGGCAGUGCUGUGGCAGCUACCAGCACCAUCAACACACCCUUUGGAGCGAUGGUGUACUCGCCUCGGACAGGCAUCCUCCUUAACAACGAGCUACUGGACUUAUGCUGGAGGCACCUACCAGGUUCCGCUGUCACUCCCCCACCUGUUCCAGGUGAGCGCCCACCAUCUUGUAUGGUACCCUCCAUCUUGGUGAACAAGGCCCAGGGAUCCAAGCUGGUGAUUGGCGGGGCUGGGGGAGACCUCAUCAUCUCUGCUGUGAUCCAGACCAUCAUGAAUAAGUUGUGGCUUGGCUUUGACCUGACGGAAGCCAUUGCAGCCCCCAUCCUACACGUCAACAGCCAGGGCCAUGUGGCAUAUGAACCCGAGUUCAACCAGGAGGUGCAGAAGGGGCUGCGAGAGCGGGGCCAGAGCGACAGCCCGAGACUGUUUUUCUUGAAUGUGGUCCAGGCUGUGUCCCAGGAAGGACCCUGUGUCUAUGCCGCAUCUGAUGCCAGGAAGGCUGGAAAGGCUUCGGGAUACUAAGGCAGCUUUGCCCAGAGUUAGGAUCUGACCCACUGUGUGCCCCACAUGGAUGAGGCUGUGGGUCUAAGUGUUCCAGGACCUGGAUCCUUGGCUGUGAGACCAACCUGGGACUGAAAAGAGACUGAAGAGGGGGGAUUGACUUGUCCGUGGUCCCUUCCCAACACCUGUGGUGGCCCUGCUUUGGCUCUUCUAGCCUCCUUAGGCCUCAUGCCCUGACUCUACAUGGAGUGCCUACCAUUCCAGGAUUAAAGAGGAGCCACACUAUGGACUGAUUUAGUGGUUCUAAGCAGGGAAAGGGACCCCCAGAUAAUAAUGCCCAGUGGCACACAAGACGCCUCAGACUCCUAUGGUCCUUCAUGCCUCAACAUCAAGGCUGAGAGAUGGGCCAGGUUUCUUAAGGCUCAGUGAACAGGGGCAAGCAUCCCACCCGCCUCUGCUCUGCUCAAGCUACAGUGUGUUUAGGGGCUUUGCAGUGUGUCCGUCCCCAUCUCGCCUGUGACUGAGAAGGCAGGGGUGUGGCUUGUAGCACUUGUCCUCAACUCUUGUGAGGCCCUUCUCCACGCCAGGAAAAGGUUAGACGGAGCACAGCUUGCGGGCCCUUGAUCAGGACCUAACAUUCCACGUUCUUGAGACUAGGGCUCAUUCUCGGUAGUACUGACACACGCGAUGAACUCUGUUGUGUGGAGCUGUCCCUGCAUCGCUCACCCUCGACACUAUAGCAUCUCCUCAUAUACUCCCGGAUGCAACAGCACAAACUGUCUCUGGACAGGGAUACGUCAUCCCUGGCUGAGAACUGCAGGCUAUCCAGCAGGGUGCCCAUGAUGGAGGUCUCUCUGGGAGCGUCAGGUACUUCUGUGUGACCCCAAGUGCCUGCAGGAGUUGCUUCGGUGAAUCCAGGGUGCUACAACAGAAGUUCAUCACUCUGGUUCAACAGUUAAGAGCCCUUUUCUUCGAGGACCCAGGUUUUGAUUCCCAGCACCCACAUGCUGGUUCAUCACCUUCUGCAACUCCAGUUCCAGACACAGUUCCCUUUCUUACCUCCACAGGCUCCAAGGAUGCAUGCAGUCAAAACACUCACAUGCAAAAUUAAGUGAAUAAAUCUAAUUUCAAAAAUUUGAAAAAAGCUGAAGACUCAUAACUCUGAAAACCACGCCGUCUGAGAUAGAGAUGCCAGCAGGUUCAGAGUUUGGUGAGGGUUUAUCUCACAGAUUGUCAUCUGGUGGAAGGAGUUUGGUGAAGGUUCAUCUCCUCACAGAGAGUCUGUCAUCUGGUGGAAGGAGUUUGGUGAGGGUUCAUCUCCUCACAGAGAGUCUGUCAUCUGGUGGAAGGGGUUUGGUGAGGGUUCAUCUCCUCACAGAUAGAUUGUCAUCUGGUGGAAGGAAUUUGCUGAGGGUUUAUCUCCUCACAGAGAGUCUGUCAUGUGGUGGAAGGGGUUAGGUAACUUGCUAGGGUUUCUUAAAAGACGUUAGAGCCACCCCUCACUAUCUGUAGAAGAUCAGUUCCAGCAAAGAAGACUGAGGUCUGUGGAUGCUUCAUCCUUUAUAUAAAACCGAGUGGUGCUUGGAUCAGCUGCUUGUAAAAUCAAGAGCUGCAAGCUAGGAGAUUAAGUGAAGUCCAGAUGGGAUCUUUUGAUGCUCUUGGUUACAAUCAGAUCUUCAUCUCUGUCGUGGCGUUGUGGUAAGGUGUGGACUCCCCUCAAUUCUCUCCUC